Molecule: messenger RNA, 735 nt
Organism: Metarhizium album ARSEF 1941
Lineage: Eukaryota; Fungi; Ascomycota; Sordariomycetes; Hypocreales; Clavicipitaceae
Product: 50S ribosomal protein L24
Exons: 1
Coding region: 1-735 (244 amino acids)
Cellular component (GO): mitochondrial large ribosomal subunit
Molecular function (GO): structural constituent of ribosome
Source: RefSeq, a predicted model, not a curated record
AUGGGCAGCUACAACAACUGUGCAUCUUCGCCAAAGCAUUUCUCAGCGACGGCGUUUCAACAGACAAAAACCAUCAAACCUCAUCGCCUGCCCUCAAAUUUGAUCCCUCCCUACCCAUAUGGGGAGCGCCGUGUGUACAAACAAUCUAACCGCGGUCUUUACGGCAACGCUCGAAUUCGCUUUGGUAACAAUGUUGCAGAAAAGCACAACAACAAGUCGCGCCGAUUUUGGCGACCGAACAUUCACGCCAAGACUUUCUUCUCGCCCUCCUUGGGUGCUCGUGUUAAGACGCGUCUAACACUGCGUGUACUGAAGACUAUUCGCAGGGAAGGGGGCAUCGAGAACUACCUCCUGAAGAGCAAGCCUGCCCGGAUCAAGGAGCUUGGGCCAGGCGGCUGGAAUCUACGCUGGAUUCUCAUGCAGACCCUGGCCGUUCAACAACGCUUAAAUGAGCAGAGAAUUGAACUGGGGCUAGAACCGAGGGAAAUCGAGUCCCGAGACGAUAUAAUUCAUUUUGCUCUGGAUUAUGCCACUCCUGGUCCGCUGAACAUGCGAAGUCGGGCCACUCUGAAGGAGAUGCAAGCUUCCAUAGUAGACACCUUCGUUCUGGGAGAUGACAGCUUGGCUAAUUUUGAAGGUGUGGAGGAGUUGUCUGACGAAGAGGAGCAAAAAUUACUCAGUGGUUCUGAAGAUUUUGAUGGGUCGCCUGCUCCGAGCGGGAGGCAAAUAGUAUGA